Molecule: messenger RNA, 1363 nt
Organism: Vespa crabro (European hornet)
Lineage: Eukaryota; Metazoa; Arthropoda; Insecta; Hymenoptera; Vespidae
Exons: 6
Coding region: 488-1153 (221 amino acids)
Source: RefSeq, a predicted model, not a curated record
AUAUCAGUGUCAGUAUGAUCAGUAGAAAGACACAGAGGGCCACGGAGGAGUUACCCUAGAAAGGCAACUUCCUAGCUACCCUCCUGGCCACUUUCUUGGUCACCUUCCCAGUCUACCCUUCUACGGACGAGCCAAAGAAAAUUGCGUUUUCCGCAAAGCGGUCUGGACGCAGUUAAGUACAUAAUUCGAUGAACCCAUUGAGAUCUAGGGCUAACUUUAAAAGAAACAUCUUUGAAGAAGAAGGGUGUAUAUCCUUAUUGGUUAGAACACAAUACCUUCCUCAUCAUCUUUUACUUGUUAUUUUUGAUUUCAUCACAAUUGUCGUCGAAUGUUUUGUUUUCAUGUUAGGAGACAGUGAAAGUUAUUGAUUCUCUUACGUUGUGGAAAGGAGCAACCAAAUCGAGAGUUUAUCUAUUCGCUCAUACUUCGAAUAUACAUAUUACUCUUUUGUGUUCCUUAAGGAUCGAAUAGACUUAAAAUAGACAAGAUGAAGGUAGGACUACUGAAAAACUUUUUAUAUUACUUUAGUCUCCGGCAAGGUACAGUGUUAAUUGCUAUAAUACAAUUGUUCAUGUCCGGAUUUAGUAUGAUGUUUUUUGUAUUGGCAUUGGCACACGCUAUGGGGAUUCAAGAAAUGGUGGUGAGAGACACCGAGGAUGCUCUCGAAAGAGAAGCUUUGGAGGAUAUAUCCUCGAAUCAUCUCAAUACUAAAAAAAUGGACAUGGCUCAUCAUAAUGCUACUGAGACCGUUUAUUCCAUGUAUUGUGGACUGGUGAUCACGGUGAUACACUUCAUGACUACGAUCCUUUUGCUUUACGGAGCAUUAACGAACAAUCGUCAUUUUAUGGCACCAUGGAUGAUGGUAAUGAUGACGAUAAUAUCGGCAUUGACCAUAUCCCUGUUCCUGGUUGAACAAGACUGUCCAUUCAUCGCUAUUCUCGGCGGAAAGGCAGACAUUUGCGAACGCGCGAUCGUGUUGUUAUUUGUUAUCACGAGUUCUUACAUAUGGUUCGUCGUAUAUAGUACGUAUAAGAGUCUUGAAAUAAAGAAAGGAUUGAUGCACGAAGUACACAAUGUCAAGAAAUAUGCAUUACCGAUAGCGGAAGGUUCGAAAUCAUUUCAUGUAUCUGCUACCAAGCCCUAUGAGGUUUAAAAGUCUUGUAAAGAAAGAAAAGGAAAAAGAAAAAAGGAAGAAAAGCAAAAAAAAAAAAAAAAGAAAGGAGAGCAUAUAUGAAAACAUUCACACACACACACACACACACACAAAUACAACGAGAAAAAUCUAAUAGAGGAUCGACCUCGCAUCGAAAUAAAUAAGAAAAAACGAUAAAAGAAGGAGGAAAAAACAGAUUAAUUAUGAUCA